Pocillopora meandrina is the source of this 4454-nucleotide messenger RNA. The record is from the annotation of a GenBank genome assembly. NCBI's taxonomy places the organism in Eukaryota, Metazoa, Cnidaria, Anthozoa, Scleractinia, Pocilloporidae.
AUGCCGGACAAAAGGCCGUUUUUGUGGUAAAUAUUAACUUCUUGGUCAUCUUAUUGUGCUCGAUCACUCAUAAACAAACAAAAAUAAUGAAAACUGAACUUUCUUCUAGGCCCCUUUCAGAGAGGAGGUAAUUGUUUAUGAUUACAAAGUAAAUUCAAAUCUUUUUAUGCACGAGUUCUGUUGCUGCUUUGCAAUUUGGUUUUUCUUGAGACCUUUCUUAAUUUCAAAACAUGAAUUCCCAACUCUGGAGGAGAAAAGCCAAAAGAUGAAAAAGUAAGAGCUUAACAUUGAUUAUCUAAAGAACAAACGUUAGAAAUAACAUGAUCCCUUCAUAGGACCGUGAUGGAUGGUGUUGAUCUUGAUAUCGAGAUAGGAAGCCAUAGAUACUAUCCUGAUUUUGUCCGUGAGAUGCGCCGUCUUAUGAACACAGAUCCCAGUAAAAAGUAUCUAAUAACUGCAGCACCGCAGUGUCCAUUUCCUGAUAAGUGGAUGGGACCUCAAAUACAAGGAUCUGCACUGGAAGGUAUGUGUCUGUACACUUUAUGUCUCUCUUUUUGUGAGUGUUUAUUGAUUCAUCAUCCGUUGGUGAGUCUGUCUGAACAUUGGUUCCUUGAGCACUAGGUCGUCCUCACGUAAUAAUUUGUUUCCGUCAAACUCAAUGGAACGUAAGCCCAUUCAGGGAAAGCCCUCAUGACCAGGGCAAGUGUCCCCUGAAUAGACUGAAUGAAGGUUGAAUAAAUGGGGUAAGUUUCUGAAGAAGCUGUGGUGCUGCGUUGGUGGGAGAGUUAAUAGGGUAAUUAAGUUUUAUCAACGGAGUUAAUAACGUAAAUUGGCCACCUUGAAGAGUUACAAAGCUGAAGUUUUCGAGCCUUAGCUCUUCGUUAGCCCUUCGCUUUGACGAAGGGCUAACGCUCGAAACGUCAGCCUUGUAACUCUUUACGGUGGCCAAUUUACGUUAUCAAGUCAGAUGAUUGUACUAAAUUACCCUGAAUGGAGGUUGGCUUGGGGUUUGUUAAUAUAUAAGCACCGACCAAAAUACGAUCGUUUUUUUUUUUUUUAAUUUUCUGGCCUGGAAUCUGGUGGAGUCGAUAUUUCGGGCCGCAAAACGUUUUAUCUACAUGAGGGUCUUAUUGGAAUACCUAAAAGAGUUUUCAUUGAAACUUCAGUUAUGGAACUGUGGCAAAGGCUCCAGGUGCGGAGCUGUGGCGAUCCCUUUAUUUGAGACGAUUUUUGACUGGAAUGACUGUUUAAUUUAAAAUUUAACUUGAAGUUCAGAAGUUAUGAUACCGUUUCUUUCUCUGUAGAUUAUGGCCAAGAAUUUGACUACUUAUUCAUACAGUUCUACAACAAUUACUGCUACCCUGGAGACCAGUACUUUUUACCUGUAAUUGACACUUGGUUACAAUGGGCGCGAAGUGUUCCUAAUGGUUCGCUCAUUGUUCUUGGCCUGCCUGCUGGACCGCAAGCCGCUGGCAAACCACAUUACUAUUUCCCACCUGAUAAACUGGCUCACGUGUACAAGGUAUCACUCUAUGUGAUUUUAUUGACGAUUACAUCUUCUGAAAUUAAUAACUUCUAAUUUGUUCGAUCUAUUGCAUAGUUGAUUAGAAUAACAACAGCCCUUCUUCCCAUUUUUUCCCUUGCACGCGAGAGAAGUAAGUCAGCUGGGCGACAGUCCAAUUUUAAAUGCUUCCAGUCAAAUCUACGCUUGAAUGUAGACAUUUAGCCAUCUUUAUUUCGGCUUAAAACACCUUUACCAGUCGUAAAAGAUAUAUAAAUGUGACGCAAUCCACUGGAUAAUAAAUGGUUAUAUAAGAGAAUUAUUACGACUGUUUUUAGUUUAGUUUGCUCAAAUGAUGGUACCCUUGCAUAAAAUGCUGCAUCUCGCAUACUUUACUUGAAAAGGGGCCAAAAUAACGGAAAUUGUUUUUCACAAAAGACACAAAUAAUAGAGGUAUGUUCGGUUCUUGAUGGGGAUAUCUUGAAGUCAAAUUUUGCUUCUAUUUUUUUGCCCACGCUCGGAACAGAUGAAUGUGAUCUUUCUUAAUACCCACACUGUAGCAAAUCCGAGACAAACCUGGUGUUGGUGGACUCAUGUUUUGGGACUGCUCCUGGGUACAAAACAACAUUGUCAAAGGUAAAAACUACGGUACACAUGCAUUUGAGCUCCUGCGUGGAAUUGCUAAUCCCCCAACUGAGGCACCCAGCACGCAAGCACCUCCAACGACACCGCAGACAACUACUUGCACAUCAAUGCAGUCAUCAACUUCGACGCAGAAACCAACAACGCUUCAAACUACAAAACCACAGACCCAAAGACCGAUUAUUACUACAAAACCUCCGACUGGUAAGCUACCUAUCACUAACAACGUUUUGUAUCCACUGAAACAAAUGAAAACAUAGGCAUGCUAUGCAUCCAAGAGUUAUUUUUUUGGGGGUGGGUGAAUUACUUGAAACAUUGUAAGUGAUGUCUACAUUUUUACAAAAGUAAAGAAGAGUAUUAACGCGGAAAGGAACGAAAAUGUUGAAUUAACUCACAAAUGGGUAUUUUGUGGUAGAUUUUGUGAGUUGUGCGAAUAACUGUAACCAAAAAUAAACUGUAUUGGUGCCGUGGAUACUUGUUAGUAUACAAAAUGCAGACUGCAGACUGUAGACCGGAUACAAAUUGUAAACCAGGUACAAAAUGUAGACUGCGGACUGCAGAAUGGGUACAAAUGUAGACUGAGAAUCUAAAGAGUUUUUUCGUCUGGUAUGUGAUAACAUGCAUCUUCCAACUUCCCGAGCGUCACGCAAUCGCUUUUCCUUGAUCAGCUUUCACGCUUAUUUGCAUUAUAGUGGAAAUAAUCCUGGCCCAUUUCUUGAUGAAAAUCGAUCGUAAUGUAAUUUCAAGCCUUCAUAUUGCCGUUUCACUUUGCGCGCGAGUUGGUUGGUGUGAUGUCUGUACAAAAGUAGAUGUAUAUGUAGAUGUAAAUGAGAUGUCACUAUUGCAUAUUUAACCUGCGCAACAUUCGAGAAACAGUUGACAGCUUUGCACGUGGUCCGUAUUAUCAUCUUUUUAAGCGAUAUGUGUUUAUUUUGUUGACAAAAAUGCGGACCGAGACCAAAACUGUUCCUUCGAAUUGAUAUAUUUUUGACGUUAUUGUGACGUGAUCGUGCUACAGUGCACAGAACUCCAUUUUCUCUCGAACAACUAUCCACCAUUUUCACAGCAUGAGUAAUACGCUUACUAUAGGUAAUCUGAUAUCUUUCAUCUGUCCAGUGGUAUCGCAUUUCUCAUAAAGCGCGGUAAAACACACGUUAACAACACAAAAAAGCCAACAUUUCUCAUUCUAAAAGAUGACUCCAUUUUACGAACCGCCCUAUCCGAAUCCCCCUUACUUCGAUGAAAUUUGAACACCUGUCAAACCAAAGAACAAAAACGGCGCUCUGAUUGGUGCGAGAUACAUACCCUAAACGAUCUGAUUGGUGCGAGCAACAUAUAUACCACUCUCUAUACGCUAACAUAGAUAUUUUUUUUAAUUAAAAAAAAAAGCUCAAUAACAUAGAUGUUAUUAUUUUUUGUUAAUAACAAAAAAUAGCUCGAUAACAGAUUUUUUUAAUUAAAAAAAAUAACUCAAAAACGUGUAGCAGUAAAAUAAAGAUAAACAAAACUAGUCACCCUAGCAACGAUAUCGCUCUUCCAUGUAGGUCUUCGUUUUAGUUCACUUCUCGGAAAGCAGCGCUUGCUCUCGUAGAGCGAUUACUUACGAGUAAGAUGCUAUAAGCAACCCUUACUCUUGUUGGUAAAUUACAAAAUGAGACUAGGGGUCAGAGCUCACAGGUGUAAUAUAUUAUAACUUCUGUACAGCUUCCUAAGAGAAAAUGUAGGAAAGAGAGAGAGUAUCACCUUCACGGAUGGGUCAAUCUUCAAAUGUCAGUAAGACUUUUUCCAGGAGGUCUGUCGAACAUCAAAGUUUAUUUGAAAUUCAACUUUUCUUGUGCGAUUUAUGGACUGGAAGAAAAACAAUGUUGCUUCAAGGUUGAUUUUUUUGUUUGUGAAAAAAAUUCGGUUAAAACUUUUGCUGUUAGUCGUUUUUUACUUCCGAAAGGGCCCUAAAAACAAGUAGUAUCAACCUCAGCGAAUGCGAAAAGGUGCAUUUUAUGAUCACUCAAGUAUGUCCGCGGGGAUUUAGAGUUGUGGAAACUUUUGACGAAGAUAGUAACUAGGAUCGACCUUUUCUAAUGGUCGGUCAGUUUAUUCUAACUAUUUACUAAAGUGCUUAAUAGGCUGUGAACCAUUUCUUCCUAUAGGUCCUGUAGACUGUUCAGUGGACGGUUAUUUUCCCGACCCAGCAAACUGUUCCGGGUUUAUUGUAUGUUCUGCUGGUGUUGCGUAUCCUAGAAGCUGCCCGCCAGGACUGAAAUACAACAAGAUAAGAAAGUAUUGUGAUUGGCCUCAAAAUGUUCAGUGUUAA